AUGUUGGCUAGGGUUUGCAGAUCGGGAUCUUCUUCUUCUUCUACUGCUGCUAAAUUGAUCUGUGCGAGAUCGAUUCAUCGUUGUGCCGCUAAGAAAGGUACGGUUUCAAAGAGUCUACCUUCUUCGUCAGUCACUUUUGAAGGAGAGAGUUUGAAAUUGAAGAGUGGGUCUCAUUAUAUUAGAAGCUUAGGUAAUGCCAUUGAAUUGUUCGAUGAUAUGGUUCGGUGCCGUCCAUUCCCUUCAGCGAUUGAUUUCAACAAGCUAAUGGGUGUUAUCGUGAGAAUGAAUCGAUCGGAUAUUGUUAUUUCUCUCUAUCAGAUGAUGGAAAUGCGUCGAAUUCCGUUUGAUAUCUACAGUAUGAGUAUUCUGAUAAAGUGUUUCUGCACCUGCGAGAAGUUGCCAUUUGCUUUGUCUACGUUCGGCAAGAUCACCAAGCUUGGUUUCCAGCCUAACGUCGUCACGUUUAACACUCUGCUCCACGGAUUAUGUCUCGGAGAUAAAAUCUCUGAAGCUCUAGCUUUGUUUAAUCAAAUGGUUGAAACGGGAUAUGCACACGAUGUCAUAGCGUUCAACACACUGAUGAAUGGUCUUUGCCGCGAGGGCCGAAUGCUCGAAGCAGUAGCUCUGGUUGAUCGGAUGGUAGAAAAAGGUCAUCAGCCAGACAUUGUUACUUACGGAACCAUUGUGAAUGGAAUGUGUAAGGUUGGUGACACUGUCUCGGCCUUGAAUCUGCUUAGGAAGAUGGAGAAAAGCCACAUCGAAGCCAAUGUUGUAAUCUAUAGUGCCAUCGUUGAUCGUCUUUGCAAAGACGGACGUCAUAGUGAUGCUCAAAACAUUCUCGAUCAAAUGCACGAGAAAGGAAUUUUCCCCAAUGUUGUGACCUACAACUGUAUGAUCAAUGGUUAUUGCAACUUCGGUAAAUGGAGUGAUGCGGAGAGACUGUUGCGUCAAAUGAUUCAAAGGAAUAUGGACCCUGAUGUUGUUACUUACAAUGCAUUGAUCAGUGCAAUUUGCAAAGAAGGGAAGUUGUUUGAGGCUGAAGAAUUGUAUGAUGAGAUGCUCCGUAGAGGUAUAUCUCCUGAUACGUUCACAUAUAAUUCACUGAUCGAUGGAUUUUGUAAACACGAUCGUCUAGAUGAGGCGAAUCUCAUGUUCGAUUUGAUGGCUAGCAAGGGCUGCUCUCCGGAUGUAGUCACUUUAAAUUCACUCAUAGAAGGAUGUUGUAGGGCUAAGAGGGUAGAUGAUGGAAUGAAGCUUCUCCGUGAGAUGUCUACAAGAGGAUUAGUUCCUAAUACAGUGACUUACAACACUCUUAUUCAUGGGUUCUGUCAGGUGGGCGAUCUUGAUGCUGCUCAAGACCUUUUCCAGGAGAUGAUUUCUCAUGGUGUGUACUCUAGUAUCGUAACCUUUGGUAUUUUGCUGGACGGUUUUUGCAAUCAUGGGAAAGUAGAAAAGGCAUUGGAAAUGUUCAAGGUUAUGCAGAAGAGUAAGAUGGAUCUGAAUACUGCUGUUUAUAACAUUAUCAUGCAUGGGAUGUGCAAGGGUGGCAAGGUGGACGAGGCAUGGGACUUAUUCACUAGUCUUCCACUCCACGGUGUUGAAUCUGAUGUCCAAACUCACAAUAUAUUGAUCAGCGGAUUUGUCAAAGAAGGGAAGUUCUUAAGGGCUGAAGAAUUAUACAGGGAGAUGCUCCGAAAAGGUGUAGCCCCUGAUACCAUCACCUAUAACUCAAUGGUAGAAGGGCUCUGCAAGCAGAACCGCCUAGAUGAGGGGAAACAGAUUGAUUGA
Messenger RNA from Microthlaspi erraticum, 1788 nucleotides. The record is from the annotation of a GenBank genome assembly. NCBI's taxonomy places the organism in Eukaryota, Viridiplantae, Streptophyta, Magnoliopsida, Brassicales, Brassicaceae.